CGGGUGCCCCAACAAGCCCCCCGGCGACGACCCCGACGCAAUCGCCGGCGCCGGCCCUGGAGGAAAUGGAAGCGGCGGAGGUGGCCUCCUAUCGUUCUUAUUCCAAAUUGUUAAUUAAAAAAAUUUGCAACAAAAUAAAUCUUAUCACACUCUCCACGAUAUCUCCUCAGUUCUCUUCCUCUCUCCCGACAGACAACAUGUCUUCUUCACUUUCGGUUCUUCUGGCUCUCGCCGUCCUCUCCCCUCUAGCUCUCUCCAGGACCAUCACCACCGAAGACCUGGACACAGACCUCAGCUUCAUCAAAACCUGCAACCGCACGGUCCCCAUCAGCAUGAGGACCAUGAACGAAGUCCUCAUCAACAAGAAGCUGGCCCGGGGCGAAUCGAGCGCCUUCAAGUGCUUCCUGCACUGCCUGUUCACCAAGUACGGCUGGAUGGACGUGGACGGCGGGUUCUUGCUGCACGACAUCAAGCAGACUCUGGAGGAGUCCGACGUGGAGAUCGCCAGUUUGGAGUUUAUUUUGUACCAGUGUACGGCGACCGAGUCGAUCGACAGGUGUGAGCGCGCCUUUAUUUUCACGCAGUGCUUUUGGGAAAAAAUGGCCGAGCAACAGCCAUCCGAAGACCAGUUCUUCUACAACGUUGAUAAGAAGUGACGAAUUUUCAUAUUAUCGCCACCUACAUUUUCCAGGAAGUCGGGAGGUGAAUGAACUGAUAAAGUGUUUCUUUUAUUGUAAUUAAUUGGAAGGAAUAAAUAUUUUUUUAUGUG
This is a messenger RNA of Zophobas morio, 769 nucleotides long. RefSeq lists its product as uncharacterized. Bases 66 to 656 code for a protein of 196 amino acids. The transcript has 2 exons. Lineage: Eukaryota; Metazoa; Arthropoda; Insecta; Coleoptera; Tenebrionidae. Gene Ontology annotation, molecular function: odorant binding. Gene Ontology annotation, biological process: sensory perception of smell. The record is from RefSeq and is a predicted model, not a curated record.